Messenger RNA from Plasmodium malariae, 744 nucleotides. RefSeq names its product eukaryotic translation initiation factor 6, putative. Gene Ontology annotation, molecular function: ribosomal large subunit binding. Gene Ontology annotation, biological process: maturation of 5.8S rRNA; cytosolic ribosome assembly; assembly of large subunit precursor of preribosome. Lineage: Eukaryota; Apicomplexa; Aconoidasida; Haemosporida; Plasmodiidae. Gene Ontology annotation, cellular component: preribosome, large subunit precursor; nucleolus; cytosol. The record is from RefSeq and is a predicted model, not a curated record. The transcript has a single exon. Bases 1 to 744 code for a protein of 247 amino acids.
AUGGCAGUCCGAGUGCAGUUUGAGAACUCGAACGAAGUCGGAGUCUUUUCGAGGUUAACAAAUGCAUAUGCAUUAAUAGCUCUAGGAGGAUCGGAAAAUUUUUCAAGUGUAUUUGAGUCUGAGUUAUCACAACACAUUCCUUUGAUAUAUACAACAAUAGGAGGUACCAAGGUUAUAGGUAGAGUAUGUGUUGGUAAUAGAAAAGGAUUGCUUGUGUCAAGUAUAUGUACUGAUCAAGAAUUGUUACAUUUAAGGAAUGCUUUACCAGAAAAUGUAAAAAUAAAACGUAUAGAAGAACGUUUAUCUGCUUUAGGUAAUUGUAUUACUGCUAAUGAUUAUGUCGGUUUAAUACAUACAGAUAUAGAUAGAGAAACAGAAGAAAUAAUACAGGAUGUUCUAGAUAUUGAAGUGUUUAGAACUUCUAUUGCUGGAAAUUUAUUAGUAGGUACAUAUUCGUAUUUUACUAAUAAUGGUGGAUUAUUACAUGCUAUGACGUCAUCACAAGAAAUAGAAGAAUUAUCAGAACUCCUACAAAUACCUUUAAUAACUGGUACAAUCAAUAGAGGAAGCGAUCUCAUUGGGUCCGGCUUAGUUGCUAAUGAUUGGUCCGCUUUCUGUGGCAUGGACACUACUGCUAUUGAACUAAGUAUCAUUGAAAAGGUGUUCAAACUUAAUAAUAUUGAGGAUGCCAACAUUGACGAAAAUUUCAUGUACAAGUCUUCGAUCAUACAAACGAUGAUAUAG